AUGUCACUUGAUAAGCCAUCGACAGUCCUCUACAAGGAGGCUAAUGGUAGUAGAAUCACGACAGACAUCUAUCUGCCCGCCGCCGCCUCGGAGCAGAGGAAAUAUCCCGUGGUCAUCGAUAUUCAUGGAGGCGCAUUCAUGCUUGGCCAUAGCCGUAUGGUCUCUCUGCCUCAGGUGAACGACUGUCUCAGUCGCGGUUGGAUCGUGCUCGUGCCAAAUCACCGGUUGUGUCCGGGUGUGAAUCUCUUGGACGGGCCGAUGCAAGACAUCCGUGAUUUGCUAUCUUGGAUAUAUGAAGGACACCUGGAUGAGUACCUCUCGUCUCAGGGGAGUUGGCGCGCAGAUCUGGAGAAUGUGGCUGCGUUUGGGACGUCGUCAGGCGGUCACUUGGCCCUGAGUUUGGGUUUCGGUGUUCCCAAACCAAUUAAAGCGAUUCUCUCGCUCUAUGGCGCAGUACACUUCACCGACCCGUUUUGGAAAAAACCACUCCCGCACAUCGCCGCCAAGCUCCCACCUAAUCUGGAAGAGUCCUUCUUGAACAAGGUAUACGACGAAAAGCCUGUACCGACGGAUAGCUCUGUAUCACUGGAAGGACAGACAGAAAGUGGAGCAGCAAAGGGGCCGAAUUUCUCACGGCCACGCGACGCUUUCGCAUUCACACAGAUCUCGCGCGGGACCAUCAUUGAUGCAAUAUAUCCAGCCUCACAAUCUACAGAUGCGAAGAUGGACCUCAUUGAUCCUGCGCGCAAUAUUAGUGGAGACUUCCCGCCGACCUAUAUCGUGCACGGCAUGGCGGAUACGAUGGUCCCGAUUGAACUAAGCCGUGAGCUGCAUCGCAGGCUGCAAGAGGCUGGUGUGCGUUGUGGAAUGACGGAGGUACCAGACGAAGAACACACUUUUGCGGCGAUGAUGAAGGUUGGGUCGCCGACUUGGUGGUUGCAGCGAGAAGGAUUUGAUUUCUUGGAGAGCCUUAUUGGGAAGGGGCCUGUGUAG
Penicillium lagena is the source of this 993-nucleotide messenger RNA. RefSeq lists its product as uncharacterized. NCBI's taxonomy places the organism in Eukaryota, Fungi, Ascomycota, Eurotiomycetes, Eurotiales, Aspergillaceae. Gene Ontology annotation, molecular function: serine-type peptidase activity. The transcript is spliced from 3 exons. Gene Ontology annotation, biological process: proteolysis. The record is from RefSeq and is a predicted model, not a curated record. Bases 1 to 993 code for a protein of 330 amino acids.